AUGGAGGUCCUGCCCGCCGGCGGGGGCCGGACGGGGCUCCCGCAGCCUGAGGUGAGGCCGGAGGACGCGGGCCCCAGAGCGCCCCUGGUUGUAAACCUGCGAGGGGCGCCCCCGGCGGAGCGAGCGCGGGGCUCCCGGGACUCCUGGGAAGGCGAGGAGGACCCGGAGCCCGGCGAGCCUCGGGGCAGCUGCACGGCGUCCCUGGUGAGCGGGUUGCUCACCGAGCUGUACAGCUGCACGGAGGAGGAGGAGGCGGCCGGCGGGGGCCGCGGGCCCGGGGGCCGCCAGCAGAGCCGAGACAGCCUCGACAGCUCCACGGAGGCCUCGGGCUCCGACGUGUUCCUGGGCGGCCGCGGCGGCGCCGGCGACUCCCGUGUGCUACAGGAGCUGCAGGAGCGGCCGAGCCAGCGGCACCAGAUGCAGUACCUGUGGCAGAAAGACACAAAUGAACUGAAGAUGAUCCUUCGAGAGCUAAAGUACAGGAUUGGCAUUCUAUCAGCGAAAUUACUUCGGCAGCUGAAGCAGAAAGAUAGGCUUGUGCACAAAGUACAGAGGAACUGCGAUGUUGUGACGGCGUGCCUGCAGGCUGUGUCUCAGAAGAGAAGAGUUGACACAAAGUUGAAGUUCACUCUUGAGCCAUCUUUAGGUCAAAAUGGUUUUCAGCAGUGGUAUGAUGCGCUCAAAGCAGUUGCCAGACUAUCAACAGGAAUACCAAAGGAAUGGAGGAGAAAGGUUUGGUUGACCUUGGCAGAUCAGUAUUUGCACAGUAUAGCCAUUGAUUGGGACAAAACCAUGCGCUUCACUUUCAAUGAAAGGAGUAAUCCUGAUGAUGACUCGAUGGGAAUUCAGAUAGUCAAGGAUCUUCACCGCACAGGCUGCAGUUCUUACUGUGGCCAGGAGGCUGAGCAGGACAGGGUUGUGUUGAAGCGGGUUCUGCUGGCCUAUGCCCGAUGGAACAAGAAUGUCGGGUAUUGCCAAGGCUUUAACAUCCUGGCUGCGCUAAUUCUGGAAGUGGUGGAAGGCAACGAAGGCGAUGCUCUGAAAAUUAUGAUUUACCUUAUUGACAAGGUACUUCCUGAAAGCUAUUUUGUCAACAAUCUCCGGGCACUGUCUGUGGAUAUGGCCGUCUUCCGAGACCUCUUGAGACUGAAGCUCCCUGAAUUAUCUCAGCACCUGGAUACUCUUCAGAAAACUGCAAACAAGGAAAGUGGAGGUGGAUAUGAGCCCCCACUUACAAAUGUCUUCACGAUGCAGUGGUUUCUGACUCUCUUCGCUACGUGCCUCCCUAACCAUACGGUUUUAAAGAUUUGGGAUUCAGUCUUCUUUGAAGGUUCGGAAAUCAUCCUAAGGGUGUCGCUGGCUAUCUGGGCAAAACUGGGAGAGCAGAUAGAAUGUUGUGAAACAGCAGAUGAAUUCUAUAGCACCAUGGGGCGCCUUACCCAGGAGAUGCUGGAGAAUGAUCUUCUGGAAAGCCAUGAACUCAUGCAGACUGUGUAUUCUAUGGCUCCAUUCCCUUUUCCACAGUUGGCAGAGCUGAGGGAAAAGUACACCUACAACAUUACACCAUUCCCAGCCACAAUUAAGCCCACCUCAGUUUCUGGACGACGUGGUAAGGUCAGAGACAGCGAUGAAGAGAAUGACCCAGAUGAUGAAGAUGCUAUUGCUAAUGCAGUGGGGUGUCUCGGACCUUUUAGUGGGCUCCUGGCACCUGAACUGCAGAAGUACCAAAAGCAAGUUAAAGAACCAAAUGGGGACCAGAAUCUGAGAUCCAAUAACAUUGCAGAGCUGAGUCCAGGAGCGAUCAAUUCCUGCCGAAGUGAAUACCACGCAGCUUUUAACAGUAUGAUGAUGGAACGCAUGACCACAGAUAUCAACGCGCUGAAGCAGCAAUAUUCUCGGAUUAAAAAGAAGCAGCAGCAGCAGGUUCAUCAGGUGUAUAUCAGGGCAGACAAAGGGCCAGUGACCAGCAUUCUCCCAUCUCAGGUAAACAACUCUCCAGUUAUAAACCACCUUCUUUUAGGAAAGAAGAUGAAAAUGUCAAACAGAGCUGCCAAGAAUGCUGUCAUCCACAUCCCUGGUCACACAGGAGACAAAAUAUCUCCUGUGCCCUAUGAAGACCUUAGGACCAAGCUCAAUUCUCCAUGGCGAACUCACAUCCGGGUCCACAAAAAGAACACGGCGAGGACCAAGAGUCAGCUGGGCUGUGGGGACACCGUCGGGCUGAUAGACGAGCAGAAUGAGGGCUGCAAGACUCACAGUCUGGGGGCCGUGCAGGCAUUUUCCUCCGAUUGUGCGGGGGCAGCUCAAAGGGAAGGUGGCAUCUCCGACGGCGGCCCUGGGAGGACCAUCGAAGGGCAACCUCCAGAGCCGCUCUUUGGGGAUGCUGAUGCCAGUGUGUCUGUGGUCCAGGUGAAGUUAGAAGCCUUGGAACUGAACCCAAGGGCUGCUGCUGCUGAAACUCAUCCCAAGGUGCACCUGCCCUGCCAGCAGCACCUCCCGGAGCCGCCAGAGGCACCCGGAGGAAACAAGGCCCCUGGCAAGUCUCCCCAAGGCAGCCACCCGAAAACUCCCAUCUUUAGCCCCUUUCCCAGCGUCAAGCCACUGCGGAAGUCAGCCACUGCCAGGAAUUUGGGAUUAUAUGGUCCUACAGAAAGAACCCCAACCGUGCACUUUCCUUACAUGAGCAGGAGCUUCAGCAAGUCCAGCGGUGGAAACAGUAGUACUAAGAAACGGUGACAUCUUUCAGCAACUGUGUAUCCACAUUCACCUCUUCAUGGUGGCAGAAGGGUUCCAGCCGGAUGGCUCCAAGAGAGCCUCAGCUGUCCAUUGAAAAUGAAGAGAUGGGUUCAGAGAUGAGCAACGGUCCAUAGAAAUGGGAAUUGGACAUUUUACAAUGGGUGCUAGAAUAGGGAUGUCUUGCGAUCAUCGAUACAGUGGGUUCUUAUGGCAAAAUAAAUAUUGUGGUUUUAAAGUGUGAAGUUUUCCCAGCUUUUCAUUGUGAGCUGUUUAGAAAAGACUUUGUAUCUAGGCUGUUAACCCCUCUUCCUUCCUCCUGUUCUGAGGGCCUUCAGGGUGCCUGUGACAACCCCCCACCCAACCUUCCAGUUCUCUGGGUGUUAUUAAUACUCAAGCAUGCACACACUAGCUUGUUAGAAC
This is a messenger RNA of Mesoplodon densirostris (Blainville's beaked whale), 3156 nucleotides long. It is a transcript of the gene TBC1D30, whose product is annotated as TBC1 domain family member 30. The transcript is spliced from 13 exons. Gene Ontology annotation, cellular component: endoplasmic reticulum. The record is from RefSeq and is a predicted model, not a curated record. Lineage: Eukaryota; Metazoa; Chordata; Mammalia; Artiodactyla; Ziphiidae. Bases 1 to 2736 code for a protein of 911 amino acids.